CGCCGCAGCUUCUUCUCUGAGGACCUGGCAGCGGACCAAACAGCAGAAGGAGAUGUGCACCCAAACCGCAGGCUAAACAGAUAACAACACUUAAAGUUGUUUGUUUUUUUCCCACCUUGACUUGUCCCCGACAGCGUUUUACAUAUAGGAAGUUCUUCUUUUUUAGUAAUAGCCUAAACUUUGCUCCGCCCGUUUUUGCACGGAGCUCAUGCUGCGAAAACGAUGAUAAUACAACAUGGACUGCAUUUUAAUAUGACAAGCUGUUCUGUGCGGGCUUGCUUUUUAUUUGCGGGACUCAGUGUGAGUUCAUAGCGACGUUAUUUACUUUAAAAAAACAAAAACAUUUAGACCUAUUGCUGCAGCAGACCGACUGUCACUGGCCAAACCCUCCGCAUUUUGCAGCUAGUCUUCAUGCGGAACCCAUAAUUGGAGACCUCACUGUGUCAUCCAUUUAACGCGCGCUCUCACCCGGAGCAGGAACGAUGCAGCGCGAGCGCCUACUCAAAGUUCUGGUCAUCGGCGAUCUUGGAGUCGGUAAAACGUCCAUCAUAAAGCGCUACGUGCACCAGAUCUUCUCCCAGCACUACCGCGCCACCAUCGGAGUAGACUUCGCCCUCAAAGUGCUCAACUGGGAUCACAAGACGGUGGUGCGGCUGCAGCUGUGGGACAUCGCUGGGCAGGAACGCUACGGCAACAUGACCCGUGUGUACUACAGAGAGGCGGUAGGGGCCCUCGUCGUCUUCGACAUGACUAGACUGUCCACGUUUCAGGCUGUCCUCAAGUGGAAAGGAGACCUGGACUCAAAGGUCGCUCUUAGCAACGGGAGGACGGUUCCAGCCGUUCUAUUGGCCAACAAGUGUGACCAGCGGCGUCAGGGUUUGUGCCCCAAGCUGCCCAAACUGGAGAACUUCACGAAAGAGUACGGAUUUGUCGGCUGGUACGAAACCUCGGCCAAGGACAACACCAACAUUGACGCUGCCAUGACGUGCUUGGUGAAGAAUAUCAUGUCUGUGGAGGAGGAGAGAGCCUUGAGUGACGCCACAGCCACUGGCGCCAAAAACGAACUGGAAGGUAACGUUCUGGUUCUGCCUCGCUUCGACUAUGCGAAGGAGAAGGGACUCGGUGGGUGUUCAGGAUGUACCUCGCUUAAACCUAAAGACAGAGACAUCGAAUGAAAGAGAAUGGGAUGGAUGGAUCUGAACCAAGAGACUGGAAGGAGACAGAGAGGAGGGAGGAGAUGACGUUGUUGAAUGAUUAAUAUGUUGUAACUUAACGAUCCUUCCCCUCCUCUCUCCCUUUGUCCUCACAAGUGCAUUUCGGCAGAGAUGUUAGAAGGAAAAUGUUUACCAGUAUGCAAUUUUUCUGAACAACCCACAAUAUAUAAUAUAUUUAUUGUAUUUUUAUAACAGAAAUUGAGUCAAACUUUAGUUCUGUUGUCACAAAAAUCUAAUAAUUUUGGAAAAAAGUGAUUUUAGUAAAAUUAAAAAAAUUUAAAAAAAUAAUAAUGAAAAAUAAAAGUUAAAUGAAUCAGAAAGAAAAUGUGACUCCUGAAAACCAAAGACAAUAUGACAGAUUCAUUUUUUUCAGUUCUUUUGUUAAUCUGACAUGUAAUUCAAUUCUUUGCUUGUGAAUAACAGAUUAAAACAGUAAUUGUGUAAGUGUUCUAUAUUCAUAAAAGUGCAAUUGUGGUCACAUUGUGGUCUGAUGGGUUUCACUCCCAGGUAAGCUUCCGAAUGCAAAAGUAUUGAGUUUGUUAAGUGUAACUGCAGGUCUAACUUUUAGAGGCAUCAUUUGGAUGUUUUUGUUCAAAGGUGAUAAUCUGUCGUGCAAGUCAUAUUUAUCUGCAUUUUUUUUUUCAUUUCUCUUCCUUUACUCUUUGUCUGUCUCACCGAUAUUAUCUUUGUCUUUUAUGUUCUUUACUGAUACCAUUUUGAUAAUGUCGUCUGUUGCUGGUGUCAUUAAAAAAUACAAAAUAUUAAUUUGCGAAAUGUUUACACUGCAGUUUCUGUUCAGAUACAGAUUAUCAAGUGAGGAUUUCAAAGGCACCCUUUGGAGUUUUUUGACCACUGUUGGCGUUAUGGAGCAACGUUUUAAUGAGCUGGUGUUUGCAGAGGGCGGCAAUAAACAUGCGUUGUGCAUGCAAAACACGCUAUUCAACUGUUGGCAGUAACGCAUAGAGAAAUAUUGUAAUGCAUUUUGGUGCCCUGAACUGUGAUUGUUUACAAGAAAACUCCACAGGGUACCUUUUAAUAUGGUGAUCUUAUGCAGUUUUAGUUUUGUUUGCUUUGUCUCCAUUCAUUCAUAGUUCAUUCAUCAACUAUAUUUCAUGUCAUCUGUCACACAUUCAGUGUGGGCUUCUUACUUUUUACCAACACUAGCAGCGUGGCUCUAUGCAUGGAAAUGGCUGUAUUGUUACAGACUUAAAUAUUUCAAGUAUUACUGGACAAAUGAAAUUUUGUACAGACAUUCAUACUGCCUAGAUAUCUUACUGACUUUGGUGAUGCCCUAAAUUUUUAUCUAGUGCCAUCAUCAGGGUUUAUGACCAAAUACACAUGAACCUCAUCCGUGCUUUAUGUUGAGUGCUAAUUAGAAAUUGUUCGCAUGCUAACACAUUAAAUGAAAAUAGUGAACAUGGUAAAUUUAUUCCUGCUAAACAUCAGCAUGUUAGCAUUGUCAUUGUGAGCAUCUUAGCAUGCUAGGUUGCUGGCAUUAGCAUUGGCUGAAAUCACAGUGUUAAGCCAAAGUACAGCUGCUACUCUUAGUGUUGUUCUUCUUAUAUUUAGUCCACACAAACAGUUUUUGUAAGAUAUUUCAUGGUCUGGAUUGUGAUUCAGAUACUAUUAAAUAAUGAAAAAAAAUAAAUAUAUAUUGUUAAAUCAAACAAUUCAUGACACGAAGUCGCUUCAUUCUCUUUAACAUGAAUAAUUUUAAAUUCAGUUAAUAUGCUGUUCUCGGUUCUCUUACAUUCUGCUUGGUAUGGUAGGCUACAUGCUGUAUAUCUUUUUUCAAUUCUGCAAUAUUUCUGUGCUUUUGGCUGAACAUGCUUCUCUGAACAUAUUCCAGGUUUUGUAGAGAUAGACAAUCUUUGUUAAGUGAUCAAAACCUUCGAUCAGUUUUGGCUAGGACAAAAUUUUCAUAAAGUGUCUCUGUUCUCUGAAAGUGAAUGUGCUCUUACAGAUGAAAUGUUAGUUAAAAGCUUAUACACAAACCCUAAUUAUAUAAGAUUGUCAAAAGCA
Micropterus salmoides (largemouth bass) is the source of this 3236-nucleotide messenger RNA. RefSeq lists its product as uncharacterized. Gene Ontology annotation, biological process: vesicle-mediated transport. Gene Ontology annotation, molecular function: GTP binding; GTPase activity. The record is from RefSeq and is a predicted model, not a curated record. Gene Ontology annotation, cellular component: trans-Golgi network; Golgi apparatus; vesicle. NCBI's taxonomy places the organism in Eukaryota, Metazoa, Chordata, Actinopteri, Centrarchiformes, Centrarchidae.